AUCAGUACAAAGCUGCCGCGUUUGAACUGUGGACAGAGCAGACGGCACGCUUUAAACUGGCAAGAUGUCUGGAACUGAGUCAAAGUCAGAACUCUUCACUGUAACAACAGGCGAUGGAGGAGACGGUCAACAGAAUCAGCCCAAAAAGUUGUCCUCUUUUGAACGCUACAUUCAACCAUGCCUGGCAGAGAUUGUGGGCUCCACUCUUUUCAUGUUUGUCGGGUGUGUGUCUGUCAUGGGUAACGUGGGCAUCAGCGGGAGCAUCCAGCCUGCUCUGGCACAUGGACUUGCAUUGGGGAUUGCAAUCGCAAUUUUUGGAGAAAUAAGUGGUGGUCACUUCAAUCCAGCUGUCUCUGUGUGUGUUUAUCUUAUUGGAGGAAUGGAACUCAUUCUCCUGGUGCCAUACAUCCUCUCCCAAAUGCUUGGUGGGGUGAUCGCUGCCAGUCUUGCCAAAGCUGUCACUACGGAUAUUGCAUUUGGAAAUGCAUCUGGAGCAGCGUUCAAUGCAGUUCAAUCCGUUGAUACCAUGGGCUCUGCGACUAUGGCCGAGAUGAUAAUGACUUUCUUUUUAACUAUAGUUGUCAGCAUGAGUGCCGUAAAUGGAAGAACCCGGAGUGAUCUCGCUCCUUUCUGCAUCGGACUCACUGUGACUGCAAAUAUCUUGGCUGGAGGUGGAAUCUCAGGAGCGUGUAUGAAUCCAGCACGAGCGUUUGGACCUGCGAUAGUGUCCGGUUACUGGACCUACCACUGGAUAUAUUGGGUGGGACCUUUGACUGGUGCCCUGGUCACCGUCAGCAUUGUUAGGUUGAUAAUGGGCGAUAAGAAGAUCCGUGUUAUUUUCAAAUGAUCGAGACCUCAGAAGAUCCUAUGCUGCAAGCUUUUUGAUUCAAAAUAACUUGUAAAGCUAUGUAAAGCACUGUGUGAUAUUUUUAAACCUUUAUAGUACUGCUGUCUACUAAACUUUGAUUUUGUAUACUAAUGCUCCACAGUCUCUUUAAAAAUGUAUUUGUUGUUUUACUUUUUAUAGCUCUCUAUGUAUGUAUUCAAAAAUUUUAUUUUAAUAAACAUGGUCUUUUGUUA
Molecule: messenger RNA, 1080 nt
Organism: Paramisgurnus dabryanus
Lineage: Eukaryota; Metazoa; Chordata; Actinopteri; Cypriniformes; Cobitidae
Gene: aqp8a.1
Product: aquaporin 8a, tandem duplicate 1
Biological process (GO): water transport; transmembrane transport
Cellular component (GO): plasma membrane
Molecular function (GO): water channel activity
Source: RefSeq, a predicted model, not a curated record